CUUCCCUUUGGGUUCCUGAUGGACGCGGCGGUCUGGACCCGUCAGCCUGCAGAAUGUAGCCCCCAGCACGAGCCUCAAAUAACUGUGCCUACGUAGGUUUUUUUUCUUAGCUUCUGAAAUCUUCUGUUUAAAGCACUGCUCAGGAUGAAGAGGAAAAAUUGAAGUGGUCCAGGACGUACUCCAAAUCAGUGUAUUAUCGUAAAAACGAUCCAGAAAUUAUAAUUAUUAAAAGACCGUGUGUUUUUGGGUGCAUUGAUUUUAUCUUCAUUUUGCUGGGCAGAAAGCCAAGACACCAGUCUGCCUGGUUCAGGGCGUGACCCCUAGCCAGCCAGGUUUGGAGCUUCAGAGCCAUGGCAACUGAGGGGUCAGGAGAUGCCAAAGCAGAUUUAGCCCUCUCAUCAGCCGAUCAGAUCAAGCAAGUGUCUGAAAAAACAAACUAUGCUCUCAAAUUUACUCUUCUGGGACAUACGGAAGCAGUAUCAUCAGUUAAAUUUAGUCCAAAUGGAGAAUGGCUAGCAAGUUCUGCUGCUGAUAAAUUAAUUAUAAUUUGGGGAGCUUAUGAUGGAAAACAUGAGAAAACAUUUUAUGGUCACACUCUGGAAAUAUCAGAUGUUGCCUGGUCAUCAGAUUCCAGUCUUCUUGUUUCUGCCUCUGAUGAUAAGACUCUGAAGAUUUGGGACGUGGGAUCUGGACAAUGUUUGAAAACGUUGAAGGUGCACAAUAAUUAUGUCUUCUGCUGUAAUUUCAAUCCACCAUCCAAUCUCAUUGUUUCAGGAUCUUUUGAUGAAAGUGUGAAGAUAUGGGAAGUGAAAACAGGAAUGUGUCUUAAAACGUUGUCUGCUCAUUCUGACCCAGUUUCUGCUGUUCAUUUUAACUGUAAGGGGUCCUUGAUAGUGUCAGGUAGCUAUGAUGGUGUCUGUAGAAUCUGGGAUACUGCAUCAGGUCAGUGUUUAAAAACACUUGUGGAUGAUGAUAACCCUCCUAUCUCUUUUGUAAAAUUUUCUCCUAAUGGUAAGUAUAUCCUCAUUGCAACUUUGGACAACACUCUUAAACUGUGGGAUUAUAGCAGAGGCAGAUGCCUGAAGACAUAUACUGGCCAUAAGAAUGAGAAAUAUUGUAUAUUUGCUAAUUUCUCAGUUACUGGUGGAAAGUGGAUUGUAUCUGGUUCAGAGGAUAACCUAGUUUACAUUUGGAACCUUCAGACUAAAGAGAUUGUACAGACACUACAAGGUCAUACAGAUGUUGUAAUCUCAGCAGCUUGUCACCCUACAGAAAAUAUCAUUGCAUCAGCAGCAUUAGAAAAUGACAAAACAAUUAAACUGUGGAUAAGUAAUUACUGAAUCCUUUAAAAAUCAAAUUAGUAUGGCCAAGUUGGCAAAGUUGCAUACUUUAAAAGGUGGUUUCUCCUAAUUUGGAAUGGUUUUGGAUUUUUUUUUUAACAUCUUGGAUUAGAAGAUAUUAAGACUUACAUUCUAAAUUUACAAAGCAAGAUGGUUGGAAAGCAGAGCUAGAACUGAGGGUGCCUGACUUAAUCUCGAGGUCUGUUAGAAUCUUUUGUGUCUAUCUCCAUGUAUUUCCAUUCACUUCCGCUUAAAGACUAGAGGAUUUUCAUAUUUGAGAAAUAUUUAGUAGUAAGGUUCACAAGACAACUUAAGAAGGAGCAAGGAAUUUUGUAAUACAAAUUUGUAAUACAAAAUCUGGGAGCUUAGAUGAGUAAAAGCAUAAGCCGGAGAUUGUGGAAGAUUAGAGAUGUGUAUUAAUUGCCACCCCCAACUUUAGGUGAUAGCCCACAAACUGGACAUAAAAUGGUUCAUAGAAUCAAGUGUGCAAAUUGGGAAAUAAGUCAUGCUUAGGUUCAUUCCAAGUAAAAACUAAGUUGUUACAAAGAUCAAAAUUGAAAACGGCAUUUCCUGAAGGCCCUCUUACUACCUUGUCAGGUUGUGCCCCCAUGAUCUUCAGGCAAGCUAAAUGUCUGAAUGUUAAAGGUGCUCUCUUCCCUUCUGUCAGAUCUACUCACUUCUGUUUCACACUUAGCUCAGAAAUCACCAUUUUGUGGAGCUAUCAGUGCUUCUCUGACUUCAACCACAGUUGAUAACCAAGUUAGGUUUACUUCCUUUUUCCAUAACUUGUUAUAUAUAAAGAUCAAGACAUAUCAUUUACCACUUGAUAGUGUAUUGGUUUCAUGGGCCACGUUUCCAGUAAAUAAGAUACAUGCCAGGUCUGCAGUUAAGAAGUAUGUUUUACUCAUCUUUGUAUUCUUGGUUUUUGUACAUAGAAGGGACUCCAGUAAUGUUGGAUGAAUGAUAAUGAUGCCAGGACUACAACUUCACUGAUUCCCCACCUGCUUUCAAUAAAUUUUAGUUAUCAAUACCCUAUACUAUUGACUAAAAUGUAUCUGACCACAGCCUUACACAUACUCACUUUAUUCAAACAGGGCUUCUAGGAAAUACAGAGUGGAAAACUUUACCUGAGGAAACAUGAUAAACAUGCAAAAGUAUAUCUCCAAAUUAAGCAAAAAAUAGCGUAAUUUAACAAAGCAACACAGGAAAAAUUGUCGUAGUUCCUUUGUAUCUUUAUCUUAAAAGAAUACUAAUUAGAUUUGUGUGAAAGUUCUGAGAAAUACUGGGGUAUGAUUAAGUUGUUAAUGUUAGGACACUGGGAGAGAUGUGAUUAGAUAAGGCUAUGGACAAGUCUGAAAUUCUGGCCAAGAAAUUCCCAUUUAACCCAUACAGAGGUAGUCACUAUAGUUAAAGAACAGGGGAAUGACACAAGAUGAAAAAUUAUAUAAACUCAUACUGCAUGGUAACAUUGGUGUGCUCUGAUUUAAUGAAACAUUUUUAUUAUAAUUUCCAAGAUAAAACAAAUGUUUCUUCAGAAGAGAAAAUACUAUUCUAUGAAGAGAAAAUACUUUAUUUUAAAAGAAAUACACGAAGAUUUACCCAUAUUUAAAAUACUGUAUUAGUUAAGAUACAACAUUCAUAAGUGUGCCAAAAUAAUUAAGAAAUCUGAUAAUACAUAAGCAGUUCCUUUUGAUAAAUUUGCAAGUGGUAACAGUCAAGGAAUGUAGUAUCUAAAAAAAGCUAAGGUUAAAUUACUCAAAGUACAUACACAGAUAUUAAUGCCAUCAGAUGGAUUAUAAAGCUAUAGAUUGGUUUUAUUAAACUGAGUUCCCAAACAACUGUAGCUAUUACUUUCUAAUGUGUUAUAACCCUCUGGGGAGAACUAGCAGGUUAGGAUGGCUAUGAGAACUUGUCAUCCACAAAUACACAUGAAGCAUGUGAGAAUAAAUGUUUAAAAGCCUGCAUUCACACUGGACAACUUGGCACCCCAAAGUGUAAAUAAGAUACAUACCAGGUGUAAGUGAUGCUGGGAUUUCAAAGUCCUCAGAAACGCAUGGUCAGACCGUACCCAUCACCCUGGCAAGACUUUUUCAAACACUGUUCUCCUAAAAGCUUGUCUGCUGCCCCACCCCCCAAGAGGGCAAAGUGGGUUCGGAUGCUUCCCAGGUUGCUGAGAAGCACCACUGCACAGGGGGUGGUUGGCUCUUUAUGGGGCACCUGAGCCGUGUACUCAACUGACUUUCCCCAGAAAUGAUGUUAAGAGGGAAACACAGAACUAGACGUCACUUUGGCAUCUAGGUAAAGUUAUUUUGGCAAUAGGAUUUAAAGUAAGAUA
Molecule: messenger RNA, 3675 nt
Organism: Talpa occidentalis (Iberian mole)
Lineage: Eukaryota; Metazoa; Chordata; Mammalia; Eulipotyphla; Talpidae
Gene: WDR5B
Product: WD repeat domain 5B
Exons: 2
Coding region: 351-1340 (329 amino acids)
Cellular component (GO): Set1C/COMPASS complex
Molecular function (GO): histone binding
Source: RefSeq, a predicted model, not a curated record